Arabidopsis arenosa is the source of this 963-nucleotide messenger RNA. Lineage: Eukaryota; Viridiplantae; Streptophyta; Magnoliopsida; Brassicales; Brassicaceae. The record is from the annotation of a GenBank genome assembly.
CGCUCAACUUCUUUUAAAACUUCUUUCAUUGAUCAACUACAGAAAUAUUUCUAAACCCCCUGCGUGCAACAUGCCUUUCCCCGCAACCCCUCCAACCGAGAUGUACCUUGCAAUACAAUUGCCAAACCCGAUUAGCAUCCUCGUAAACUACCUUCCAGUUAGCCAGACUCCCAUUGAGACACUCCGUUACUUGGUCAACGCAAGCGACGUGAACGCCAUAGUGAUGGACGAGUUCAUGACUUGGCCGCACUUCGUUCAGCCAGAGUCUCCCUUCCGUGCCUACUUCAGCCUAUUGCUGGACAGGGGUGUGAUCCCGGCGAUAUACCUUGAAGAUCUUCGGCAGGCCAGCAACUUCCUAACCGUCGCCCACGGUCUAACACUACUCAACUCCGUCGCACCAUCCGAUCCUUACGCCUGUUUCGCGAACGGGUUGUUCCUUACCUCACUUACCCGGUUUUCACCUCUAGAUGGAAUCCGUUUGGUUGUUGGUCUUCCUGGUGGUCGUCUACUAUAUGGAGGAAUUAGUAUCAAAUCCGAUAUAUGUUGUGGGAUGACAACAUCCUUCGGAUCCGGGAUAGACAUCUUCACCGCGUAUUUCCCUGAGGUAGGCAAAUCUUGGAGAAAACGCUCAUCAACCUCAGGCGUCACUAAAGACUUAUACCUAGCCACUUUUUUCCUCGCUGCGAACCAUCGCAUUAGGACCUCUCGAAUGAACUCUAUCAUGUACACAAUCGGAUAUGAUUUGGCUUUUGUUACGACAUUAUUCAUAGACUCCGAGUUGUUGCUAGACAUGAUAUUGUAGCGUUCCCCUUUACAGUGAGCUCUUGUCCAAUGCUCAAAUCCAAUUUCCUCUAAGUAAUUUGCGCAUCCAGCACUCUUAGCCCUUAACUGUUCGAAGUAUUUUUCAAAAUCCCUCACCCUAUAAGCUUUAGCAGCGCUGAAGAAUAAUCCAGAUACACCAUA